CGUCAGCAGCCGUGGCAAUGGACGAUGUGUUGGAGCUCAACGAGGAGAGGCGCCGCGGAUCAGCCUCUUCUGGAGCAAAAAUGGGUCGACGAGCUCAUCAGGAGACACCUCCAGUGGAGAAUCAGCUUCCUAAGAAAAAUCCUUCUUUGCCUUUACCAGGAGAGGGUCCCCCACCAAAGCCAGCUCGACGACAAGGAGGAUGGGCAGACGAUUCUGUGAAAAUCUCAAAAUCAGGAAAGAAAGUUGCUGAAGAAGUAGAAGACCAGCGGCUCAGACAACGGAGUAUGGAAGGAUCUGAUGAUGGAGGAGAUAUCCCAGUAAUACCAGACCUAGAAGAGGUCCAGGAAGAAGACUUUGUCCUUCAGGUGGCUGCCCCUCCCAGCAUUCAAGUAAACCGAGUGAUGACUUAUCGUGACUUGGACAACGACCUGAUGAAGUACGCUGCCUUCCAGACACUGGAUGGAGAGAUUGAUCUGAAGCUCCUCACCAAAGUUCUUGCUCCAGAGCAUGAAGUUCGAGAGGAUGACAUCAGCUGGGACUGGGAUCACCUCUACACCGAAGUAUCUUCAGAGCUCCUCACUGAGUGGGAUCUCGGACCAUCAGAGAAAGAAGAACCAACUGGGCAGCCUAAGCACAUCUGAACCUUUGGUUGGACCAUACUCUAUUUCACCCCCAUACAUGAUAAUCACUGUUUUGUAUUAUAUAAAAUGCUCUAAGCCUGAAACUAAAGAAAGUUGAAUGCUGGCAGGAGCCCAGAUUUUUAUAUCGAAUAUUUUGUAAUACGAAUAUUUAUGUGUUCUCUACAGGAAACAUUGGAUCAUUUCAAAUGCAAUAAAUCGCUUCCCUGUCCAGUGAC
Messenger RNA from Gracilinanus agilis (Agile Gracile Mouse Opossum), 856 nucleotides. RefSeq names its product intraflagellar transport 43 (gene IFT43). Gene Ontology annotation, biological process: intraciliary retrograde transport. The transcript has 9 exons. NCBI's taxonomy places the organism in Eukaryota, Metazoa, Chordata, Mammalia, Didelphimorphia, Didelphidae. The coding region runs from base 18 to 641 and encodes 207 amino acids. The record is from RefSeq and is a predicted model, not a curated record. Gene Ontology annotation, cellular component: intraciliary transport particle A; cilium.